UCCAGAAUUAUCCCUCAUAUUGGCCAUGACAAAUCCCGAGGAUACAGUGAUGAUGUCCAACCCGAGAGACCCAGACUCCCACCCGUUGCCAGCCGAAACACGAAGCGCCGAGACUCACGGUCCCAGCUCGACAGCAUUCUCGUCUACCACCAACCCGGACACAGAGUCGCAAGACCAAGACGAAGGAUCCGUGUCUGUUACUGGGCUUAGUGGUUUCUCGGUUGAUCUGAGUGUCGAUCAUGACGGCGGUACUACCAGCCCGCUUGUCUCGGACUCUGGAGCGUCGGCCACAAGCGCUUCCGUGAGCUCCAGUGUGUACAAAUUCGUUCAGGAACAUGGCCGAACGUUUCACAAGUACAAGGAAGGGAAGUAUUUCCUUCCCAAUGACAAGAGAGAGCAGAACCGCUUAGAUCUCCAGCAUACCAUCUCGAAGUUCUUACUUAAAGGGAAGCUCGGGUUAGCGCCGGUUGAGCGGCCUCGCCGUGUGCUCGAUCUUGGAACAGGAACAGGUGUCUGGGCUAUCGAGUUUGCCGAGCAGAACCCCAACUCGGAGGUCCUGGGCACUGAUCUUAGCCCUAUCCAACCCGACUACCUGCCAACGAACUGCCGCUUUGAGAUUGACGAUGUGGAUGACGAUUGGGUCCACAACCAUAAGUUCGACUAUAUCCACGGCCGCUACAUACUUCCGUUCGUCAAGAAGGACUGGGGUCUCCUCUUUGAGUCGAUCUACAACAAUCUGAACCCCGGCGGCUGGGUUGAGUCCCAGGAGACCAUCAUUUACUUCCAGUCCAUCGACGGGUCCAUCGAAGGCACAGCCCUGCAGCGAUGGAACGCACUUCUGCUCCGGGGAAUCCAAAUGAUGGGCCGCAGCGCCACAGAGGCGUUGCGUUGCAAAAAUUACUUGGCCGAGGCCGGCUUUGUCAACCUUGGGGAGAAGAAGUUUGCCGUCCCUAUGAACACUUGGGCAAAAGGUGACGAGCAAAAGGCAGUGGGUGCCAUGCAAAUGGCCAACAACCUCGAGGGUAUCGAUGGAAUCACCAUGACUGUGUUUACUCGGUCACUUGGCUGGACCCCGGCCGACGUGGAGCAACUGCUAGUCGACGUGAAGAAAGACCUGAUGGAUCGAAGCAUCCACGGAUAUAUCACUGUAAUCGUCGCAUGGGGCCAGAAACCCCAAUAGAGGCCCCUUUGAGGGCCGAGCCUACCUCGGCUUCCAUGGCGUCCGUGAUCACCGCCCAGACGGGAGCAUGGGGCCUGUUAAAACACAGCUCGUGGGUGCGGGUCACCUCCUUUCCGUUUCCGUUUCCCGGUCUCCGUCUCGCUAUUCUUUCCUCGUAUCUUCAUCAGCAAACGUGAUCCGUUCGGGUUGGGGUCCGUCGGCUGUGCGCCGGGUAUGGCCGUGGACCAACCCGAGAGCAUACGGCAUAGCAUAUCUAACCAGUACAUGCAAACAGGGUCUGAAGACCAACAUGUACAAAUGGCCUACCCUUUUCGCUCGUAGUUAAUCUAGCAUUCUCCUCUCCACAGCCUGAGCUCUCGCCGUGACUCUGCCGUCAUCAUGACCGUAAAAUUGUUAGAGCGGCUUUAUUAGUAAACUCACACACUGCAAGGUGGUCACUCUUCUCUUUUUAGAAGUCAGUGUUCGUAGAGAAAUGUAGCUGGGUAUCCCGAUCA
Chaetomium fimeti is the source of this 1674-nucleotide messenger RNA. RefSeq names its product S-adenosyl-L-methionine-dependent methyltransferase. Lineage: Eukaryota; Fungi; Ascomycota; Sordariomycetes; Sordariales; Chaetomiaceae. Bases 26 to 1180 code for a protein of 384 amino acids. The transcript has 8 exons. The record is from RefSeq and is a predicted model, not a curated record. Gene Ontology annotation, molecular function: methyltransferase activity.